Psammomys obesus (fat sand rat) is the source of this 1807-nucleotide messenger RNA. Its product is annotated as translation initiation factor IF-2-like. The record is from RefSeq and is a predicted model, not a curated record. Bases 464 to 1120 code for a protein of 218 amino acids. The transcript is spliced from 3 exons. Lineage: Eukaryota; Metazoa; Chordata; Mammalia; Rodentia; Muridae.
CUCAGAGGCCCUCCCUGUGUGCCAGGGGCACCCGGGGGUGGCGGGGAAGGCGCGCAGCCAGGGGAGACCGAGUGAGCGGAGCCCGGGGACCAGGGAGCCACUUCUCUCACGCCCUCAGAGGCCUUGUGCACCAGAGAAGGGCGUUUCCCCCGCCGCAGCGGACUGCGGGCGGGAGAGCAGCGCCCGGCUAGCACGCACUCAGCACUGGGCUCGCUUAGAACCUCCACACGCAGGAGACGCCAGCUCCACACUGAGAGCUUCCAGAAGACGGGAGGAUGCCCUGGACGGAGACCUGAAGGAGUGGUGUACACACUGCGAGCCGACCUCUCGGGUAGAGGCAGACAGAGUCUGGUUUCUAUGUGCAGACUGGCUGCCCUGGGAACCAGGCUGGCCUCCAGCUCUGAGAUGGAACUACCCGGGGUUAAAGCGGCUCAUACUGUGUAGCUCUGGCUGCCCCGGAACGAUGGAGACCAGACUGGCUUCGAGCUCUUCACCGCCUCCGCCUCGCCUGGCUCCGCCUCGCCUGGCUCCCCCACCUCCAACGCCAGCGGCUGACGUGGACGCCUGGUUCAGCGAGGGAAGCCUCCGGGGCCCUGCGCCUGGCCCGCCGAGCAGGGCGAGGCUCGGAGGAGGCGGCGCCGGCGGGCGUGGCCCCCGUCCUGUCCCUGCUCUCCUCCGCCCUCAGGCCGACUCGGUGCGGAGUUCACUUGGCCUUGCGGGUCCUCUCCCCUGCUGGAACCGCCCGCCCAGGUCCCGCCGGGCUGUGCGGAAACUUCCGGGAGAAGUUUGUGGAAACUUCCGGGAGGAGCCCGGUUCCAGCGAGCUGGAGCUGGCUUCCAGGCGGAGGGCGGGCAAGCAGGGCCCCGCCCGGCCGGAAGCGGCCAAGACCCGCCCCGCGGCCCGCGAGCCGGGCGCGGACGGGCGUUUACUCGGUGUGUACUGGGCGCGCGGAGCGCGGAGCCCCGGGGCUGCUUGCCUCGGGGGAGGAGGAAGACCCCCUCCGGCUCUGGUUAAAAGUGCGACUUACAGUUGCCGACGUUCAAACGGCGGCCGGCCCCGCUGGGCGGCCCGCGGAGCCCUCCGGGAGGGAGCCGCCCCGAUGGUGGCCCGGCCCCGGUAGGGUCUCCGGGUCAGCCGAGGACACUCUGGAGGAGGGAAGGCCGGGGCCGGGCCCGCGCGCAGCGCCCGGCGUCGGCCCCCGCACGGCCCCCGGCCGCGGACUUGGAGUGUGGUGCUCUCCGGCAGGCCGGUGGGCACGGACACGGUACUCAGACACCGAUGCACCCAGACCCCGGCGACCCAGGCUGCCCCUGCCCCACUCAGCACGGCCUCUGCGUCCUCCAGAGUGCAGACGGGCGCCGAGCAACGCCCUCCACCCCAGCCCGCGGCUCGGCGAGGUCAAGGUCCCGCUGGUCCCCGCCAGGACGACACCGCGGGCCUCCUGCCCGCACCGCGGGUGCGCCGGGGACUUAGGGCACCUGUCCUCCCCCCUGGAGCUCAAGCCGCCCCAAGAGCGCAGGGCAGCCACCAACUGUCCUGGACGGCUGAGGGGACCUCAGAGCCUACCACAGCCACCGCCUUCCGGCUGCUGCCCUCCUUUUACUAACACUUCCUGCCUCAGAGACAGCCUUCCCACAGCUCUCCUCAGAAGAGGCAAUGUAGGCUUCAGCUGGAGAAAGAACCAACACCGUGUAGACAUGGCUGCCUGGAGCUCGCUGUGUAGACCAGGCUGGCCUUCAACUCUCUGAGAUCGGUUUACCGUUGCCUCCCAGGGCGGGGCUUGCAGGAUUAAAGGUGCUCCACUACA